GUAUGAGAUAGUUUUUUUUUGAAGGAUAAAACUGAGACUGUCGUACCGUGACGUAAUCAAGUGUCACGUGAAUAUGUCACUCCUCUUCCUCCUGCGUUAAUCUGUCCCUAAGAACAUAACAUUGUCCUAAUCCCCAUCUGCGCUCCAUUUCCCCCACAAACACUUUCCUUCAUUCAACCUCUCUUCCAUCAUCGCUCUGCACAGCAGUACGCAUCCCGGCCUCAGAGAUGCCACGGGCAAUGUGGAUUUCCUAUGAUGAUGAGCGGCGCAGAGGCCUCGCUCCGGGAGAAUGCCGCGCCCUAGAGGGCCCGAGUGUUGGGAGGUCAGGCCCACGUCGGCACUGAGGGGGUCAGACGCCGCCGCGCCCUCAUGUGGCAUCGUAUACAGAGACUGACCCGGGCGUGCCGCCGCGGCAUUGGGUGCGCCGUCACCUACAAUGAACAUGACCAUGAUGAGCAGGAUAUGGUGUGCCUUGAGCCCAUGGGAUCAGAGCCGAUGGAGAUGCGAAAGAGGCAGAUGUCGGUGCAGCAGGAGUCGGCAGCGGGGGGGACUGCACCGGCCCACCAGGGCCAGCCGGGCCAGGCCAACCCACGGGGGUCCAACGCCUGCUGCUUCUGUUGGUGCUGCUGCUGUAGCUGCUCCUGGAACGAGGACAGAGACGAGAGAAACCGGAAGGCAUCGUACGACGUCAAGGAAGAGACCGCGGACUGUGAAGAUUGUCCUAAGCCCACGCUGGAGGAGGUGCAUUCUUGGGCCCAGUCCUUUGACAAGCUCAUGAGCUGCCCGGCCGGACGCAACUCCUUCCGUCAGUUCCUGCGCACUGAGUUCAGCGAGGAGAACAUGCUCUUCUGGCUCGCCUGCCAAGAAUUCGCUAAGGAGAGCAACAAGGGCUCCGUGGAGGAGAAGGCCCGCGUCAUCUACGAGGACUACAUCUCCAUCCUCUCCCCGAAAGAGGUGAGCUUGGACUCCCGGGUGCGUGAAUCCAUCAACCGGAACAUGCAGGAGCCCACCUCGCACACCUUCGAUGAUGCCCAGCUGCAGAUCUACACACUCAUGCAAAGAGACUCAUACCCGCGAUACAUGAACUCCUCGGCAUACAAAAACUUGCUCAACGCUCUGUCCGAGCAGUCGCCCGAAUCAUAAAAAAAAAAAAAA
This is a messenger RNA of Hippocampus comes (tiger tail seahorse), 1155 nucleotides long. It is a transcript of the gene rgs20, whose product is annotated as regulator of G protein signaling 20. The record is from RefSeq and is a predicted model, not a curated record. Lineage: Eukaryota; Metazoa; Chordata; Actinopteri; Syngnathiformes; Syngnathidae. The coding region runs from base 370 to 1143 and encodes 257 amino acids. The transcript has 5 exons.